Molecule: messenger RNA, 435 nt
Organism: Lathyrus sativus (Indian pea)
Lineage: Eukaryota; Viridiplantae; Streptophyta; Magnoliopsida; Fabales; Fabaceae
Source: the annotation of a GenBank genome assembly
AUGAAGAAAAAACCACACAGCAUAAUGAAAAAAAUUGUCUUUGAGAAGACCGAGAAAACAGGGAGAAACGACAGGUUUUUGGUGACUAUAAACAUCAUGGGAAGUUCGGGUCCUUUAAGGUUUGUGGUGAACGAGAAAGAGCUUGUUUCUGGAGUCAUUGAUACUGCUCUUAAAUCCUAUGCAAGAGAAGGAAGACUUCCUGUUCUUGGUUUCAAUGCUGCCAAUUUUCUUCUUUACCAUCCAAACGCAGGAUUUGAUGCUCUGAAUCCAUUGGAAUGCAUAGGAUCUUAUGAGGCGAGGAACUUUGUGAUGUGCAAAAAGCAGGAGUACUCGUCAAAGAAAGAACCGCAAUCAGAGUUGAUAUCUGCGAAGAGCAAUGGUGGCUGGAAAGCAUGGUUAAACAAAUCUUUUGGUUUGAAAAUCUUGUCACAUUGA